AAACGAUUAGUGAAAAGAUCGAAAGGUCCAGCAUAGUAGCAAAAUCAAGACUCAGCUUACACUUUACGCCAAAGUGCUGCGCAUUAAAGAUACAUGCUAUUCGGAGAAGAAAAGGUAGGCCGGAAUUAACCACAGGAACUGAUAUUAUAUUAUUGUAAUAAAAAUAAUAUAUUUAUAACUUUUCCUUGUUAUUAAAUAAAUAUAAUUAAAAAAAUAUAUAAUUAAUUAUUAUAUCAAGUCCUUUAUUUCUUUAUUUAAAUUAUGAAGAAUAAAUCAAUUAAUGACUCAAAUUGAAUUAGAAUUUAUAUUAUUAUAUGAGGUUAGUUAUACAUUGGCCAAUUCCGAUCUGUCUUUUUCUCCUACGAAGAGCAUGUAAGUUGGCACGUGAUGCGGUGAAAAUGCAUCAAGCGGCCGCAUAACCGCUUGAACCUCGAUGUUGACUUUCUACUUAUUUUCUAAGCAAAUAUCGGUCACGUCAACACUCCAUAAAAUGAAGCGCAUCAGUCAAUUACCCCUGGUGAAUGGCCUGAAUGGCCUACGAGUAUACCAAUGUCGAACCGUAGUUCCACUGAGCCAAAGAUGUAUACACACAACGCCACCAUCGCCCGCAACAGUUGCACCUGCCGCAUUCACGGCAUCUGGGCCACCGCCAGCUGCACCAACUCCUAGCGCUGAGCAAGUUGAUAUCCGGGUCGCUAGGAAGAGGAAGCAAGCAGAGUUACUCAAAAGGGGUCAAGAUAUGAGAGCUGUGGCUAGUGGGAAAGGUGGUGGAACGGCGAAAAUGAAGAGGUUCUGGAAGGAUGUGAAUAUACAACAUACGGAAGGUAAUAUUUGUUGAUUUUCUAUUUUACAUUGAGAAACAAGUUCACUAAUCAGUGUUGCAAUAUCAGAGGGAUUGCAGAUUUUCCUCGACAAACGAGCCCUUCGACGACCUUCUAAAGAAAUUCUCACAAUACCACAUCAUAAGCCACAUUUAGCAUCUGCGAUUGCUCUCGAAUGGGAUCUCCUCGUAUCAGCACAACAAGCUUUGAAAACCCAUCUUAUCCCAAUGACAUCUCUCAUGAAUCGCGCUCUCGACAUAAUAGAUGAAGAAAAAGAGGGGAAUAAUACGAUAAGAGAUAACAUUGUCACAACUGUGAUGCGAUAUCUCGAUACAGAUUCCCUUUUAUGUUGGGCACCUGAAGCACCUGAAGAUCCACCAGGAUAUGAAAGUCAUGUCGAUAGAGUCGAAAGUCUACGAAGUAUCCAGGGGAGGUCUGCGGAACCUAUAAUCCAAUUCUUGUCCGAGAAGGUUUGGCCUGGGGUGGAACUUAUCCCGGUUUUGGACACGGAUAGUAUUGUACCUAAGAGUCAACCACAAAUGACCAAGGAUAUAAUAAGAGGAUGGGUCUCUGGGUUACUCCCUUUUGAGCUUGCAGGAUUGGAAAGGGGUGUAUUGGCUGGAAAAGGCUUACUUGGAGCUGCACGACUAGUGGUUGAAUGGAGUACUGAAUUUACCCAUUUACGGGAUGAGACUGCUGAAAAGACAUUCGGCAUAGAAGAGGCGGCCAAAGCUGCAAGCUUGGAAGUGGAUUGGCAAAUUGGUAUGUGGGGAGCUGUUGAAGAUACACAUGAUGUUGAGAGAGAAGAUAUCAGGAGGCAAUUGGGCAGUGUAGUAUUACUUGUAUCUGGGGAAAGGAAAUAGGUAACCUGUACCUUGGUCUUCAAAGGCAAUAUAAACCAUGUUACUGAUCGAAUUAUGAUCAAGUAAAGAUUCAAAGUUCAACCUCGCACUUAUAUGAACUGAUCAUAUGAAAGAAGUGACCCUUCCCGCAGGGCUUCAGUACAGUUAUAAAUGAAUACCUGGGCGGCUAGCUCUUGUAAUUGAUCCUCCUACAGCAGAACCUUCUUGAUUCUUCAUGUUGAUGCCAUUGUUCAUUACAGGUGACUGACAAACAGACAUGAUUUGUAUCAGCACUCAACCAUCGGAUCUUAACCUUGCAUUUCUCCAAUCUUGAGCAAAUUCCGCAUCUCAAUGGCUAAAAAUUCGAGAACAUGGUACUUAUUCUCUUAUAAAUUCAAACCUGGAUAGAUCAUUCAAAUUGGCAUGAUAAA
This is a messenger RNA of Sclerotinia trifoliorum, 2094 nucleotides long. Lineage: Eukaryota; Fungi; Ascomycota; Leotiomycetes; Helotiales; Sclerotiniaceae. The record is from the annotation of a GenBank genome assembly.